This is a messenger RNA of Triticum urartu, 2287 nucleotides long. Its product is annotated as Pentatricopeptide repeat (PPR-like) superfamily protein. Lineage: Eukaryota; Viridiplantae; Streptophyta; Magnoliopsida; Poales; Poaceae. The record is from RefSeq and is a predicted model, not a curated record. Gene Ontology annotation, molecular function: protein binding.
ACCAGCGCGACGGAAUCUCCUCCAUGGCAGGAUAAGGUGCCUUCGUCCCGAACAGCGUGGUUCUUCCAUUCCCAGCCUCCAGUUCCCAUCGCGAAUCAUGGCCAAAUGCUACUCCGACUGGCCUCCCCUCCCCCCUCUCCAUCCGUCGAGAAGAUCGUCGCCCAACACCUCCCUCUGCACGAUCAAGCGGCAGCUCGCGUCCUUCGUCCUGCACUGCUCCCGCUCCUGCGCCUCCCCCGUUCUUGAGCCCAAGAACUUGCCCGGCGAGCUCCAUGUUUUUUCUGCUCCGGCGCCGGCCAAGGCGGCGCCGGUGUCUACGCUUCCCGACGCUGCGAAGCUCGGCAUCUCCAACAAGUUCAUCCGGGGCCUCUGCAGCGACCGGCAGACCGAGCCGCUCGCCUUCGAGUGCUACCGGAGGGCUCUGCAGCAGCCCGAGUUCCGGCCGGACAAGAAGACGAUGAAUGCGCUCACCGUCCAGCUGCUCCGGUCCAAGCAGUGGAGCUCGCUGGAGCACCUGGUCCAAGAUUUCAUGGCCUAUGGGGUGCUCCCGGAGAGACGGACGUGCGCGCGGCUCGUCGCGACCUGCGUCAAGGCGAGGAAGUUCGGCCUCGCCGACGUGGUGCUCGGGGUCCUCGAAGGGAAGAAGGGCCCGGCCGCCGCCGUGUGCUUCAGCUCCGCGCUGCAGGCGUACAACAAGCUGCACAUGUAUCGGAGCACGGUGCUGCUGUACGAGCGGAUGAAGGCGGCCUGCCUGUCGGUGAACGCCGACGCCUACCGCGCCGUGAUGGCGGCGUUCGGGGCGCUGGGCGAGCCGGACGCGGUGGCCUCGCUGUUCAAGCAGUACAGGUCUCGGAAAUGGUACCCCUCCGAGACCUGCCUCGAGACGUACACCAUCGCCUGCGACGCGCUGGGGCGGGCAGGCAGAGCCCUGGACGCGCUCAAGUGCCUGCGGGAGAUGGAGGCGGACGGCAUCUCGCCGGACGCCGCGAUCUACUCCACGGUCAUCGGCUCUCUGGCGGACGCCCGGGAGACGGCGUCGUCGGAGGACGUGUACCACGAGGCAUGGAAGAAGGGGAUGCUGCGAGAUCCAGACAUGUUCCUGAAGGUGAUCAUCAUGCAAGUCGAGACCGGGCUACUGGAGGACACGCUCGGCGUGGCCAAGGACAUGAGGGAGAUCGGCCUGAGGGUCACCGACUGCGUCCUCUCCACGGUCGUCAACGGCUUCGUGAAGAGGAGAGGCCUGAAGCCAGCCAUCAGAGCGUAUGACAAGCUGGUGGCCAUGGGAUGCGAGCCCGGGCAGGUCACCUACGCGUCGGCGAUCAACGUGUACUGCCGGCUGGGGCGGAGCGACAGGGCGGAGUCCGUCUUCUCGGAGAUGAUCGACCGGGGCUUCGACAAGUGCGUGGUGGCGUACGGCAACAUGAUCUCCAUGUACGGGCAGAUCAGGAGGGCGUCGGACGCCACCAGGCUGCUGGCGCUGAUGAAGCAGAAGGGGUGCGAGCCCAACGUGUGGGUGUACAACUCGCUCCUGGACAUGCGCGGCAAGCUCGGGGACUCGAGGCAGGCCGAGAAGAUCUGGAAGGAGAUGAUGCGGCGCAAGGUGCAGCCAGACCGGGUGAGCUACACGGCCAUCGUCGGCGCGUUCAACCGGUCGGGGGAGCUGGACCGGUGCAUGGACUACUACCAGGAGUUCAGGGAGACGGGAGGGACGGUGGACAAGACCCUGGCCGGCCUCAUGGUGGGGGUGUUCUGCAAGACCAGCCGGUUCAACGACCUCAUCCAGCUGCUGAGGGACAUGAAGCUGCAGGGCACCAAGCUGGACAGGCGGCUGUACAUGAUCGUCCUCAACAGCCUCCGAGAGGCCGGGCUGGAGGUUCAUGUCAGGUGGCUCCAGGAUUACUUCAAUUCCGUGGAGGAGAAAACCUGAUUUCGCGCUCCACGAGUGCCUGAUGUUCAUCUUCAGCAUCGGAGCAUGAGGAUUUGGGUGUCUGGGGAAGGCACUGCUCUGUAAAUUUGAAGAAAAAUAGGUAAAUAUUUGCUUGCCUCCAUGCUCCUUGAAACUACGUGCAUGCUUCCCUGAAUCAUGGAGAAAUUGACACUGUAAAUGUAUUGUAGAAAAUGGCACCAUUGUACCAAAAUGAUCUGAUUCCAGAAUUCUCGGAUAAGCUGUAUAGCUGAAUAAUUCUGCAUUCAUGUCGGAUUCGAUGAUACUCUUGUACAGUUGUAUUAUAGCCCCCGUGGCGGAUGUAAUAACUUGUAUCGAUACUGAAUUUCUCACAUUUGCUCA